AUGCCCCGAUCUGAUCCAACCCUUUGCUGCAGGUCUUGGCAUAGCAGGAGUGAUUACUUCUGCAUUGAGAUGGCUUCCAAAGCAAUCUUUCAGAAUUCGCCUGACGGCCUUAGGAAAGCGCAUGAAACGAUGAAGCCAGAGUCAAAGAAGAUCUCUGAAAAAAGACGGAUUCAGAUUAAAGAUGACGGAGAUUCUUCUUUUGAUCUAAGUUUGCUCAAAGAAGCUAUCGAUAAUGCAAGCAAUAAGACUCUUCUCGUCUAA
Molecule: messenger RNA, 261 nt
Organism: Microthlaspi erraticum
Lineage: Eukaryota; Viridiplantae; Streptophyta; Magnoliopsida; Brassicales; Brassicaceae
Source: the annotation of a GenBank genome assembly